UCCAAACUUUUGAUUGGUACUGUAUUUUCAUCCAUUCAGUCAUCAGCAUCGUUCAAGGGAACAUAUGACAUUACAAAAAUGCAUACCAAUGAAUAAUGUUUAUAAAGACCCGAGAACAUAUCUUGAUGAAAAAACAAGAGACUCUUGCCAAGAGUUAACGUUACAUGGAAGAUGACUGUCUGCAUCACAAAGAUACUCUGAGACCGAGUUAGGACAAUGUAUGAAAAUGUCCCAACAGUCUCCACAGUGGAGCGCCAGCAGGUAUUGCAGGCUUUGGAGCGGCUGCAGGCCAAGAUGGCCCAGAGGGAGGAGUGGACCCACAGUGAGAGGCUGGGGGUGCUGAGGGAUGCUCUACAGAGCCCACUGCUAGGACACAUCCUCACUCUACAGCAUUCAAUCAAACAACUCAAAGACCAGCUGAACUGCAUGCCUCCAGACACCUGCAGUGAUUUCAGCUUCUCUAGGAAGGGCCAGCUGAUUGUCAGUGCCAGCCGCCCAGCCAGCAGCCUGUGCACGUCCAUUCCCGGCACUGUGUUGUCCAACGGCUCGGCCCUUGCCUCCCCCGACCAGCUCCAGAGAUGGUUCUGCACCUCCGCUAAGGGGAGGCAGACAGAGCACAUCAGCCUGCCUAAGCCCUUGUCUGGGGGCCUGGGCUUCAGUGUGGUGGGCCUAAGGGCCGAAGGGACAGGGGACCACGGGGUCUUCAUCACACACGUCCAGCCUAGGAGCAUCGCACAUGGGGAUGGGCGCAUACAGGAGAACGACCAGAUCCUGGUGAUCAACGGGAUGCCCCUGGACCAGAGUAUCACCCAGCAUCAGGCCAUCGCUCUCCUGCAGCAGCCUGGGGACAGGGUGGAUCUAGUGGUGGCCAGGGACCCUGCCACCAUCACACAGCAUACACACACCCUCCCGCCCCAACUCCCGCCUGGGCCCAGUCACAAGGAGCAGUGGGGCCACAUGGAGGAGAUGGAGCUGGUGAACGACGGCUCGGGCCUGGGCUUUGAGAUUGUUGGAGGCAAGGCCACUGGGGUGGUGGUGCGGACUCUGGUUCCAAACAGUGUGGCUGACAAGGAUGGGCGCCUGCGUACAGGUGACCACAUCCUGCGUAUUGGUGAGACCCCCACAGGUGGCUUGGCCAGCGACCAGGUGGUCAAGGUGCUGCAGGGCUGCGGGAGCCACGUGCGCAUGCUCAUCGCCCGUGACCCCUCGGGACAGUAUUCCACCUCCCCGCCGCCCCCUCCCCCGCCCGCCGCCAGCCCCGUCUCUGUCUUACCCUCUGGAGUCGAACCCCAGAGUAGGAUCUACAGGACGCCCAACCUGGAGGGUUAUGAGAUCCAUAAAGUGCCUCUGAGGAAGAAGGAGGGCCAGAGCCUGGGGAUCACCAUCAUCGGAUACAACUCCUUAACCCGCGAAGAUGCGGUCGGGGUGUUUGUGAAGAACGUGGUUCCUGGGAGUGCCGCUGAGCAGAGCGGAAACAUCCGGAUCUAUGACAGGAUAAUAGAGCUAGACGGGGUGAGCCUGCAGGGCUUCACUAACCAGGAGGUUCUGGAGGUGAUGAAGCAGACAGGCCAGACGGUCCUCCUCACCCUGGUCAGGAAGAUAGCCUCGCCCAAACCGUCACUGGAGAGGUCCCUGGACAAAGGUGUGGAGGAGAUCUCUCUGUCUGAGCUGGAGCUGAAGGACAAAUGGGAGCAGUCUCUGGGGCCACAGUACGAUGUUCUGGUGGUUGAACUGGACCCUGUUAUUGAAGAUGAUGCUGAAUUACAGAAUUACUCCAAGCUGCUACCCAUCCACACCAUGCGUCUAGGGGUGGAGUUGGACUCGUUUGACGGCCACCACUACAUCUCCUCUGUGGCCCCAGAAGGCCCUGUGGCCAAACACGGCCUCCUGAGACCAGAGGACGAACUACUAGAGGUAAACACGGUGCAGCUGUACGGCAAGUCGAGGCGCGAGGCGGUGGCGUUCCUUCGUGAGGUUCCCCCUCCCUUCACCCUGGUGUGCUGCAGACACCUGACAGAGGAGAACUCAGACUACCAGCAUGACCGGGACGAUAAGUGGCGCUCGCCCAGCACUGCUGCCAGCCUCUCUGAGCAGGACCGAGCCACCCUGAAGGAGAUGUCAGAGGAGGACCGAGCCACCCUGAAGGAGAUCUCAGAGGAGGACCGAGCCACCCUGAAGGAGAUCUCAGAGGAGGACCAAGCCACCCUAAAGGAGGUCUCAGAGGAGGACCAAGCCACCCUGAAGGAGAUCUCAGAGGAGGACCAAGCCACCCUGAAGGAGAUCUCAGAGGAGGACCUAGCCACCCUAAAGGAGAUCUCAGAGGAGGACCGAGCCACCCUAAAGGAGAUCUCAGAGGAGGGCCAAGCCACCCUGAAGGAGAUCUCAGAGGAGGACCGAGCCACCCUAAAGGAGAUCUCAGAGGAGGACCAAGCCACCCUGAAGGAGAUCUCAGAGGAGGAGCAAGUGCCCACAUGGAAUGAAGAGGGAGAGCUGGCUCUGUGGUCCCCAGACAUCCAGUUGUUGGAGCUGGAGAAGAGAGAGAGAGGCCUGGGCUUCAGCAUACAAGACUACCAGGACCCUCUGGACAGGGCAGGCUCGGUCAUCGUCAUCCACUCCCUGGUGCCCGGCAGUGUGGCAGAGCGCCAUGGGUACAUGCUCCCCGGGGACCAGCUGGUGUUUGUCAACGACACCUACCUGGACACGGUGAGCCUGUCCCAGGCAGUGGAGGUGCUGAAUGCUGCCCCAUCUGGAACAGUCUACCUGGGCAUCCGCAAGCCACUGGUGGUGGAGGAGAAAGGUGGAGAUGGUACUGUGGAGAAGCUGGAGUCCAGAGCCCUCUUUGAUCAGCUCUCUCUAGGUCAGUCUGUGAAUUCCUGGGUGGAGACUGGGGACAGCGAGGCGGACUCAGACUCCAGGAACGGAAGAUCAGAACUCAUCCUCACAGACACAGAGUUAGUACCGCUCUUCUUCGGAAUACCAAUAUUGGUUUAA
Messenger RNA from Oncorhynchus mykiss (rainbow trout), 2991 nucleotides. NCBI's taxonomy places the organism in Eukaryota, Metazoa, Chordata, Actinopteri, Salmoniformes, Salmonidae. The record is from RefSeq and is a predicted model, not a curated record.